AUGCAACAUAGUUAUGUUGAGAAAUAUCUACCACUCGAAUCAUCUCCAAAAUUCAAUUCAAAGUACGUGAAUUCCGAGGGAGGUAUCAAUUAUGGAAUGCUUCUGGAAGACAUUGACGAUAUUGGUGGAGCGAUUGCGGCUAGACAUAUUGAACGCAUGGGUCCAAGCGAUAUCUGCGCCAAUUUUACGGUUGGGAUGGAACAAACAUACAUGAACAUUCCAGAUACCAUAGAGGACUACAAGCUUACGGGGCACAUUGCUUAUACCAAAGACUCGCUGCUUAUUGGGGUUAUUACAUUGGAGGUAGUCAAGGACGAGCAGAUACCAGAUAACGCUGGAAUAUUUCAUCCGUCAAAUAUACCAAGCCUUGGUGUUUCAAACCCAAAUGCAGUCGCAGAGUUUUCGGUAGUCUCUAUCCACAUCGAUAGUUUCACUAAGAAAGCCAUUCCUGUUGUACAAUUGAAAUUAACGACGUUUCAUGAACAGUGGUUGUUUGACAAGACAGGCUCAAUACACGAUUCCAGACGAGAGAUUGUAAAGAAAAGACGGGAUAGACAGAAAAUCCACCUCGACAACAACCACAUAUUCAGGAGCAUAUCCACUCGAGAUAUUGGCAAGGGAGUUAUUGACGAUCGACUCACAUCUGGAGGUGUGUCCAUAUCGGAUACACGGAUCGAAAACAACGCCACCACAACCCCUCAACAGAUGAAUGGAAAUGGAACAAUUUUUGGAGGAUACAUUAUGCGAGACGCCUUUGAGCUUGCGACUACCGAGGCAGCUCUCUUUCUUCUCUCUCCCGAAUUCGAGACCCUAAAAAUAAACGAUAUCAGUUUCCUGUCACCGAUACUCACAGGGGAUCACAUUCGAACAAGUGCCCGAGUGAUCUAUUCCAACAGUCCUUUGAGCGGAGAUUUUGUCGUACGGGUUGAAGUAGAUAAGAGAAGUAUAGAAUCUUCGGACUACAAGCCGGCUGUAAUAAUGCAUAUCUCUUUUGUGUCGGUCAGCCAGUCUGUGGAGAUCAAGAAAAUCGUACCCAGUACACAUGAAGAGAUGGAACUGUGGCUUAAUGGGUACGAUAUAGUGCAGCAAAAGAACAAACACUUGUUAGAGUCUCUUACUGGCACAAAAGAUCCUGGGUUUUCAUUAAGCAAACUCUAA
Phycomyces blakesleeanus NRRL 1555(-) is the source of this 1158-nucleotide messenger RNA. RefSeq lists its product as hypothetical. Gene Ontology annotation, molecular function: fatty acyl-CoA hydrolase activity. The transcript is spliced from 3 exons. Gene Ontology annotation, biological process: acyl-CoA metabolic process. NCBI's taxonomy places the organism in Eukaryota, Fungi, Mucoromycota, Mucoromycetes, Mucorales, Phycomycetaceae. The coding region runs from base 1 to 1158 and encodes 385 amino acids. The record is from RefSeq and is a predicted model, not a curated record.